AUGGCGUCAAGUGACGAUGAGCAUAGUGAAAACGAGAGUAUCAAAAGCGACAAAAGUAAUAGUUUAACAGAAAAUUAUUAUAAAUGUUGUGCGAAAAAAGCUUGCACUAUACAAGUAUGUAUAAAUUGUGAAGGUAUUUUUCACGGUUCCUGCGUGAAAAAGAAAAAUAUUAAAGUUCUGAGUAAACGUCAUAUAGAAUGCUGUGAUAAGAUUCCUGACAAACAGAAGAAAAUGAAUAAAGAAGAAAUAUUGGAACUCAAAAUUGAAUAUAUAAGUAAGUUACUUGCUGAAUGCCAGGAAAAGAACGAAGUUUUAAAAGAAAACAAUUCACUUUUAAAAGAAAAUAAUAGGUUAUUAUUAUUACAAUUGAACUCCAUAAAUAAAAAAAGUGAAACAAAAAAUAUAUCAGAAUAUGCAAACAUUGUGAAGAAUGGAUGUCAAAAUGAUAUAAACAAAAUAGUUCCAAAAAUAUUAGUUCAAACAUCUGACAGAAGUAGCGAGAGACCUAACAAACAUAACCUAAGCGUUGACCAGCGAACGCAACUGUCGCAACUUGGGAAUAAACAAACAACUCGUAACCCUACGCAUAGACAAGAUAUACCUAGGGCUGUAGAGAUUAAGGAUGAUAACAACAAGGCAGAAAAAGGAGAUGAUUUCAUACAAGUACGAAGAAAAAAAUAUCACAAAAGACUGGGCACUGCAACUGUAUCAGAAGAAGUAAUAAAAACAGGGUUUUCAGGAGCGGAGAGGAAGCACCAUUAACCAGAAAAGAUAAUUUAUAUGAACCAUCAUUCUGGCCCCCAAAUGUAGGAAUCAGAAGAUUUAAUUUUGAGAUAUAUAAAAGGAAUAAUGGAGGGCAUUUUUUAGUUCAAUAAAUGACGACUGCAAGAGACCACAUAAAUAUGAAGUAAUAAUCAAACCAAUAAUUUCAAAAAUGAGUUUAAUCCAUCAAAAUGUACAAUCUAUCGGUAAUACCAUCAAUAAAUUGGAAUAUGGACUUCAGGACCAUAAGGAGUGCAUGAUAUUAUGUUUAACUGAACAUUGGAAAUCUAAAGAACAACUUAUUAGUUUGCCAGUAAAAGAUUUCAAUCUCAUAGGAAGUUUCUGCAGAACAGAGGGUAGCCAUGGAGGGUCAGCAGUUUAUCUGCAUAAAUCGAUUGAAGGAAAAAAAAGAGAAGAACUUCAAAAAUUCUCGCAAUGUGGGGAUAUUGAAUGUGCAGCAGUGGAAUUUUAUGGAAAGAACACAAGUGUGAUAGUUCUCACAAUAUAUAGGCCACCUAAUGGGGAUAUGAAGACUUUCUUCUUUAAAUUAGAAAAUAUUCUGGACAAAAUUCAUCAAGAAAAUAAACUUAUCAUUAUUGCGGGUGAUUUUAAUAUAGAACUGUUGCAAAUGAACAAAGAUAGAUCGGAAUUUAUGAACCUUAUGGAAUCAUUCAACCUUUAUAUAUAUAUGAAUAAUUUACCCAUAACAACUACAGAUUUUUCACAUAUGGAAACCAUUAAUAAAUCCUUUUAUCUAAAACCUACAACAUCUACAGAAAUUGAAAACCUAGGCAAGUCAAUAAAAAACAAAUUUAGCAGCGGAGAAGACGAAAUUCCUAUAAUUAUAAUUAAGUUAGCAUUACCAGCUGUCAGUGAAAUAAUGUCUGUCAUCAUCAACAACUCCUUCAAAUAUGGCAUCUUUCCCGAAUCACUGAAACUCGCAUCAAUAAAACCAUUGUUUAAGGAAGGAAAACCAGAAGAUAUAAACAACUACAGACCCAUAAGUUUAUUACCAGGAUUUUCAAGAAUUUUUGAAAUGUUGAUGUCAUCAAGGCUGAUGAAUUUUUUUGUUGAGAAUGAGCUAUUUACCGACGCCCAGCAUGGUUACCUUCAAGGACGCUCAACUCGAACAGCAAUUUUUUGGUUUGUGCAGUACAUAAUACAACAGCUUGAGCAUAAUAAAAUGGCAUUGGGUAUAUUUUUAGAUUUGUCCAAAGCAUAUGAUUCAAUAGAUACAAUAUAUCUCUUACAAAAACUUGAAUUUUAUGGUGUAAGAGGAAAUGCAAACAAAUGGUUGAAAUCAUUUGUAACAAACAGGAAACAGAGAGUAACUAUCACUCAAAAUAAUGUAACUGCCAAGUCUAAAAUAUUAACUCGCGCCACAGGAAUUGACCAAGGAAGCACACUCGGAGGUAUUUUGUUCAUUAUAUAUCUUAAUGAUCUAGGAGUAUUAUUGUUAAAAAUUCAAGAAUUUGUUGUUAAUUAUGUUGAUGAUACCAGUUUAUUAGUAAGCGAUGUAAAUUUCGAAGAACUCACAAGGAAAGCUGGUCAAUUAUUUCUUAAGUCCAAAGCAUGGUUUGACCAAAAUAAAUUAAUAUUGAAUGAAAGUAAAUCAAAAGCUAUUCUAUUUGAUACAAGCAGAUCACAAAAAGAAAAAUCAAAUAUUAUAAGUUGGCCAGGAUACAGUUUUCAGCUAUCAGAUUGUGUAAAAUUUCUGGGAGUACACAUUGACCAAUUUCUUAAUUGGCGUCAACACACUGAGAUCCUGUCAAUUAAAUUAAGUAGAAUAUGUUUUGCAUUGAGAUCCAUCACUAGAUACUUGAAUGAAAGAACUUUAAAAAUAGUUUAUUUUGGGAAUUUUGAAGCAAAUGUCAAUUAUGGAAUAAUAUUUUGGGGAAAUAAUGAAAAUUUAAAUAAAAUAUUUUUGAUACAAAAAAGGGCUUUCCGCAUAGUUUUUAAGUUAAAAUUUAGGGAAUCUUGUAGGGGAAAAUUUAGAAAUAAGAAUGUUUUCACAGUCUUUGGUCUAUAUUUGUUCGAAUGUUUGUUGUUUCUGCACAAAAAUAGGCACAAUUUUGCAGAAGAGAAUUUAAAUAUAUAUAACACAAGAUCUUUAGACAUAAACUUUCCUGCACAUAGGUUAACAUUAACAGAGAAAUGUCCAUCUUACAUGAGUAUAAGAGCUUUCAAUAAGUUGCCUAAUCAAAUUAAAUGUAUAUCAGAUUACAAACUAUUCAGGAAUAGAAUAAAGAAUUUAUUAAUAAUGUUAGAGCCAUAUAGUCUGGCAGAAUAUUUCGAAGGGGCGGUAUAAGGGCCUGUAAAUGUAUGACGUCAUUUCACUUAAAUUUUUCUUUGUAUAACAUUGUAUUUGUUUAUUUGAAAUAAAGAAGCAUUAUCUAUC
Molecule: messenger RNA, 3160 nt
Organism: Harmonia axyridis
Lineage: Eukaryota; Metazoa; Arthropoda; Insecta; Coleoptera; Coccinellidae
Exons: 2
Coding region: 1-762 (253 amino acids)
Source: RefSeq, a predicted model, not a curated record